AUGGCUCCCGUCAAGGCUACUCCCGUCACAAAGAAGUCCAAGUUUGUUAUCGACUGCUCGGCUCCCGCCAAUGACAAGAUCUUUGAUGCUGCUGCCUUUGAAAAGUUCCUCCAUGACCGCAUCAAGGUCGAGGGCCGUACCAACAACCUCGGUGAAUCCGUCGUGAUCUCGCGUAGCGCCGAUAACAAGAUUACCGUUGUGGCCAAUAUUGCUUUCUCCAAGCGUUACCUCAAGUACCUCACCAAGAAGUUCUUGAAGAAGAACCAGAUCCGUGACUGGUUGCGCGUCAUUGCCACUGACAAGCAGACCUUCGAGCUUCGUUACUUCAACAUUGCCAAUGAUGAAGCCGAAGAUGAUGAAGAGUAA
Zychaea mexicana is the source of this 366-nucleotide messenger RNA. RefSeq names its product ribosomal protein L22e. The coding region runs from base 1 to 366 and encodes 121 amino acids. Gene Ontology annotation, molecular function: RNA binding; structural constituent of ribosome. The transcript is spliced from 2 exons. Lineage: Eukaryota; Fungi; Mucoromycota; Mucoromycetes; Mucorales; Lichtheimiaceae. Gene Ontology annotation, biological process: cytoplasmic translation. Gene Ontology annotation, cellular component: ribosome. The record is from RefSeq and is a predicted model, not a curated record.